Molecule: messenger RNA, 477 nt
Organism: Gryllus bimaculatus (two-spotted cricket)
Lineage: Eukaryota; Metazoa; Arthropoda; Insecta; Orthoptera; Gryllidae
Source: the annotation of a GenBank genome assembly
GAUUGCCUGUGGACUCACACGAUGCUCGCCAAGAUCCGGCUUGUUGUUUUACAAGUGUACCGCAAAGCUCGAGAUCCAGUUAAAAGUAUGGUUAAGUUGUGUUUGAAAAUCACCAUCGUUUGCUUGUUCUUGACAAGUCUCAUUCUGCUUCUGUAUGCAGUGGUUGACCCGAAUGAGGCAAACAAUUACAAGACGGUCAAAUUCACCAAGAAGCACGGAGGAUUCAAACAUAUCACAUAUCCAAUCAAGCCUUUGGAUCUAUGCGCCGCACUGGGCCGUUUAAAUGACUUGGCUCUCUGCUUGCGUCAAAUGAAUGACCUUCUGGAGAAUACAUGCAUUGCCAAUGGAGACCAAGAAAUUUAGGUUAAUAGAGCGUAAAAGUAACAUAGACUUUCUGUGUGUUACUAAGAGAGCUUUAUUAUCUUUACGUAAUGUUUCUUGGUAUAGUUUACAAUUAUGGCCAUGUAACAAUUAAGA